AACUCUGUUGGGUCGGGUGUUGGUGUCGGACGCAGUAGAUCAACGAACUUUGGUUGGUUGCCAAAGUCAAGUGUCUAUACAAGGACUGGGGAUAAAGGCACGUCCAGUCUUUAUAAUGGCGAGCGUCGCCCCAAGUAUGAUGAUACCUUUCACGCGUUAGGGACCGUAGACGAGUUGAAUUCUAGCAUAGGGAUCGCACAUCAUUAUUGUAAAGAGACUGGUAACGGGUUGGAUUCUAAAUUGGUGGAGAUCCAAUGCAAACUCAUUGAAUUAAUGUCAAAUAUCGCCACACCAAGAAAUUCGACGGAUGGGAGGAGACUGGAGUAUACUGUAUUUGAUCAAGAGAAUGUUCGGCUAUUAGAAUUAUGGAUUGAUGAAAUGGACGCGAAACUUCCUCCUCUGAAGCAUUUUAUUUUGCCGUCGGGUGGAGAAAGUGCUAUUUUCCUACAUCAAGCGCGUUCUGUCUGCAGACGAGCUGAAAGAAUUGUUUCUCCCCUGGUGGAAAGUGGUGUUGUAGACUCCGAGGUCGGCCAAUACUUGAACAGAUUGAGUGACUUUUUCUUUGUAGCAGCAAGGCAUGCCGCAAAGUUUGAAGGGCAAAUCGAGAAUUAUUAUGAACAGAGAAGGAAAGAUAAGCCAAGUAACCUGGUAACAAGAGAGUUAUAA
Messenger RNA from Paraglomus occultum, 666 nucleotides. NCBI's taxonomy places the organism in Eukaryota, Fungi, Glomeromycota, Glomeromycetes, Paraglomerales, Paraglomeraceae. The record is from the annotation of a GenBank genome assembly.